CUUCGUUUUUGUUUGUUUUUCUUCAGCCCGUCAGGCUCACGUCCUCCUACUCCUCAAAGUGAUUCAGAAUUAGUCAGUAAAUCUACAGACAGAAGUGGACUAAAGAAUCCACACAUGCACUGGGCCUGGGGAGAGCUACCACAGGCCACAAAGACGAGUUCUUUGAUCAAAGCUAAGGAGCCCAACACGAUAGAUGUAAAUCCUUCUGAAAGCACUCAUUUUCGGGUCAUCCAGAGUGCUCCUAUAGAGGAGUUUAUUGGCGUGUCUCCUCUACCUGCCCUUGGACAGAAAGAUGCAGCAACUGCUGAUGAAGCUGAGCCCUUGCCAGCUGAGACAAAUAAGCCAGAGACAGAAUCUGCAGGAGCAGCUGUACCAUCAUUGCCUGCCAAUGAGGACAUAAAACAAGCUGCGGCUUGCUCAGCUCAGGCAGUUGGCAAGAUGGAUUCCCCUUCCAGAAAGAAAGACAAACGAAGCCGGCAUCUUGGUGCUGACGGUGUCUAUUUAGAUGACCUUACUGACAUGGAUCCAGAAGUUGCUGCGCUUUACUUCCCCAAAAAUGGAGAUAACACACAAAACAGAAACACAAAUGACGCAGGGACACGAUCUGCCACUCAUUCUCCACAAUCUUUUGGGAGUUCAGGUGCUGACAGUGGUGUUGAAAGCACCUCAGAUGGAACCAGAGAUUUGCCCUCCAUUGCCAUUUCUCUCUGUGGAGGCCUCACGGACAACAAAGAGAUAACCAAAGAAGAAUUCUUAGAACAUGCAAUAACGUAUCAGCAGUUUGUGGACAAUCCUGCUAUCAUUGAUGACCCUAACCUUGUGGUUAAGAUUGGAAAUAAAUACUACAACUGGACAACAGCUGGUCCCCUUCUGCUGGCAAUGCAGGCAUUCCAGAAACCUUUGCCAAAGGUGAGAUUGAAUAUGAAGGUUGGUCAGAGCGGAAGCUUUGAUGUUUUGCUGUAUAUUAAGGCAUAUCAUUAACUAAGGCAGAUAAAA
Molecule: messenger RNA, 996 nt
Organism: Meleagris gallopavo (turkey)
Lineage: Eukaryota; Metazoa; Chordata; Aves; Galliformes; Phasianidae
Source: RefSeq, a predicted model, not a curated record